Messenger RNA from Purpureocillium lilacinum, 1206 nucleotides. RefSeq lists its product as uncharacterized. Lineage: Eukaryota; Fungi; Ascomycota; Sordariomycetes; Hypocreales; Ophiocordycipitaceae. The record is from RefSeq and is a predicted model, not a curated record.
AUGAAGGUCUUCACCGCAGCCGUCUGCUUUGCAGGCCUUGCUUCCGGGCAAGCAUGGUACACAGUGGACUCAGACGAGACUAGAGGCUGGUCUAAGUGCCUGCACGUGGACCAAUGGAAGAACAAUACAGUCAAAGACGGACAGUGCGUUGGGCUCACGGCAAGUUGCUACUACGACUUGCUUCGCAACGGACACGUUGAUACGGACGGCGUGGUUCCCUUUGAAUGCAAAAUAGCUAGACAAUGGGCCGGCGAACCGGCCGAGUACCACCAGGUCUGGGUUCCGAAAAAGCAUAUCGGUGACCCUGGGGCCAAGGCCGAGCUCGACAAAAAGCUCGACACUUUUGGCAGGACCAUUGAACUGUCCAACGUGGUCAGGCACCUGGACGAGGUCAUUGACCGAGGAGGGCUCGAACAAGACCCGGCUCCUGACGUUCCGGCCCUGGUCAAGGAGCUGGUUGCCGCCACUCCCGACAACAACAAGAUGAAAUAUGACAACAGCCUUGCGGACCUCGCGAUGCGGGUCGUCAAGCCCGUCUUGAGGAAAAACAUUGAAUGGUCCGUUGGGUACUCACGCCAGGGAUCCAGGGAAGCGACACUGGACAAGCUGUCGGGGACUUGUUUCCACCUCGUCGACGCGGCGUCCCUUUCUCGAGUCGCCCAUCCCAAGCCAUCCAACACGUCGGCCAUGACCGAGUUGGAGCGCGCCAUCAAAGCAGUUGCGGUCCUCAAGACUCGAGAUGCCAUCAUCAGGGGGCUGUCUGCACCCCCGCUGCCCGACUUCGAGCCAAAAAUCGAGGAUGCCAUGGGGCGUCUCCAGCAGGCGCACAAGGCGAGCGCGCAACAGUGUCAGGCCCGCAUAGCCCGCGAGGAAGCCACUGCGGCCAAGUCUGCCGAGCUGGCGUUUGGGAAAGACGAGGGCGCAAGAAUCGUCUCGGAGCUCCGCAAGCCGGAGCAAGGUUGCAGCAAGACACUGACGCAAGGCCUGAGGGCUCCGGCUGAGCUCCGCAAAAACUUCGAUCAAUUCUGGACCUUUGCGACUGAGGUAUAUCCCGCUCGGAAGGGGGCGGGCUCAGGCAUUGAUUUCAAUUCCGACGGAACGGUCGACAACGACAAACUCUUUGAUCCUAAGGCUAUCCGCGGGGGACUGGGCGUCAAGAAGUUCCCGACCCCUCCGAACCCUACAUAUCGGGAGCGUCACAACUGA